Molecule: messenger RNA, 1957 nt
Organism: Vigna unguiculata (cowpea)
Lineage: Eukaryota; Viridiplantae; Streptophyta; Magnoliopsida; Fabales; Fabaceae
Product: Protein kinase superfamily protein
Cellular component (GO): plastoglobule; plasma membrane
Source: RefSeq, a predicted model, not a curated record
UUCUUAUAACUACCACAUGAAAAUUCAAUCGACCAAGAAAAAAUAAUAAUAAAAAUCGUUCAUUUUCUCAACUUCCAUCGUCAUGGCGGUUUCGGGGUUGAGAAGCGGUGGUUUACCGCUCUUCCACCACCAUCACCACCACCAACUUCGCUUCCUUCAAUCCCCUCCUUCCUUCGCGAAAUUCAACGUUCUUCGCUCCAAGUCGAAGAAGGGGUUCACUGUCUUCGCUCGCUCUGCACAAGCGCGAGACCUUUUCUCCUCCCGUCGAUUCCAAGAUAGCAUGGAGAAGCUGCCGAAGCUGGUGGAGGACAUUGUGGAGACAUCCUUAAACACCGGUCCCAGGGGUGUCCUUAGGUUGGCUCAAGGGGUUCAGGCCUUCAUUGGCGUUGGUCAGGAGUGGUUAACUGAUGUCUCUAAGUCGGCAAAUACAUCUGCUGGUUUACAGACUGAAAUGCAGCUUGGUUUACUCUCCCCCUUUUAUUUGAGGAGGUUGUUUGAGCGCAUGGGCGCAACCUAUAUCAAAUUGGGUCAGUUCAUUGCAUCUGCUCCAACACUGUUUCCACCUGAGUAUGUACAAGAAUUCCAAAAUUGUUUUGAUAGAGCUCCUCCUGUUCCUUAUGAGGAAAUCGAAUCUAUAUUACGUAAGGAGCUAGGAAAACCAUUGGAAAGUGUUUAUGAAUACAUUGACCCAACACCCCUUGCUUCUGCUUCUAUAGCACAGGUUCAUGGUGCAAGGCUAAAAGGGUCCCAGGAGGAUGUGGUUAUAAAGGUCUUAAAACCAGGAAUAGAAGACAUAUUAGUGGCAGAUCUUAAUUUUGUUUAUGUUGUUGCUCGAAUAUUGGAGUUCUUGAGUCCUGAUAUAAGCCGAACAUCUCUUGUUGGUAUAGUCAAAGAUAUACGUGAGUCUAUGCUUGAAGAAGUUGAUUUUUACAAGGAAGCUGCAAAUAUUGAGGCUUUCCGGAGAUAUUUAGAAGCAAUGGGACUAACAGGGAGUGCAACAGCUCCCAGAGUGUACCAGUACUGCAGUACAAAGAAAGUUUUAACUAUGCAGAGACUGUAUGGAGUGCCUCUUACGGAUCUAGACUCCAUAAGUUCAUUAGUUUCUAAUCCAGAAACCAGCCUUAUAACUGCCCUCAAUGUGUGGUUUGGAAGUUUGCUGGGAUGUGAAUCUUUUCAUGCAGAUGUACACGCAGGAAAUCUGUGGCUUCUACGUGAUGGGCGAAUUGGGUUUCUUGACUUUGGAAUUGUUGGUCGUAUAUCCCCUAAAACAUGGGCUGCUAUGGAAGUCUUCUUAGGAUCAAUUGCUAUUGAAGAUUAUGUCUCCAUGGCAUCUGCCUUAAUUGAAAUGGGUGCUACAAACAAGGAUGUUGAUACAGAAGCCUUUGCCAGAGAUUUGGAAAAAGUAUUCUCGUCAAUUAAGGAGUUGGACACUGAAAUAGUUGUAGCGACUACAAGUGGAACAGCCUCAAAUACAACCACUGUUGCAGCUAAUAUAGUUUUCGAUGAAAGGCAGAUGAAUGCUCUCUUUCUUGACGUGGUUCGUGUUAGCGAAUCAUAUGGAUUAAAGUUUCCUCGUGAAUUUGCUCUUCUCCUGAAACAGCUAUUGUACUUUGACCGCUACACACGGUUGUUGGCUCCCAAUUUGAACAUGCUUCAAGAUCAGAGAAUUUCCAUUGCCUCCAAUAGAAGAAGAAUGUAUAGAGACAAUUAUUAACACAUAUCUAGAUGUACUCAUUUUCGUUCGAAAGAUUUAAUUAUUACAUUGGUAUAUAAAUAGAAUAGUCCAUAGUUGUCAUGUGAGACAACCUUUUAUAAUCAUGACACUUGCUAUGGAUAUAUAUUCUUCUACUGAUUUUAGUUUUUAGAUAAAAAUAAGAAAUUUGCAAAGAAAUGUUUUCAGGUUUUGAAAGGAUUGUCCCAUUUAUUAAAUGAUGCCCCUUUAAAGGGUUAGAUAAAA